Molecule: messenger RNA, 3037 nt
Organism: Anthonomus grandis grandis
Lineage: Eukaryota; Metazoa; Arthropoda; Insecta; Coleoptera; Curculionidae
Gene: MED24
Product: mediator of RNA polymerase II transcription subunit 24
Exons: 11
Coding region: 166-2904 (912 amino acids)
Cellular component (GO): mediator complex
Molecular function (GO): transcription coregulator activity
Source: RefSeq, a predicted model, not a curated record
ACCGUAAGCUCCCUACAUAUAUUUAAAAUUUACAUUAGAAGCUCCCAAAAAAUUUUUCUUCAUCAACAAUAUAAUAAAUCCAAACAUUAUAAGAUGAAAAUAAUUUUAUAAGAUGUAAGCGGUUUUUGUUAUCUCUUCUAAAAAAUAAGAUUUGAUAAAAGCAAAAUGGCAAUGGAAUCAAAAACUACAAGUAAAACCAGCUCUUUAAAAGCCUUACUUUUGAGAGCCUGGAGAGAAAGAUGGACGGAUCUGCAAUGGGGCAUCAAUAUUAAAACGGUAUUACCUAGAGGAGUCAGUGGUGAUGUGUAUAAUUUGGCUGAUUGUAUCCUGCAGCAAGCAGUUGUUGGUGCUGGAGCUAAUCAGCUAGUCUUAAGCUAUUUGAGACACUCUUUAAGUUCACAGUUAGUUUCUCAUGCUGCUGUACUUCAGAGGUUAAGCAAGUACAAUCAGUUCAAUAAGGUAUAUUGUGUUACGAGUUUGUUGGAGUUUUUAGAAGGUAUGCUACCAGGUGUUACUUGCUUUGGAAAACCUGAAGAAACUGUACUGGCAACUGCUGUUUUAUCCACAGCUUUAUGGCUAUUAAAUAUUCUACACAAUUGCAAAGAUGCUACCAGCUUAUUUCAAAAAGCCGGGGAAUUACUUAAGGUUUUACUGACAGAUGAUUUUUAUGUUUCUAUGAUAUGCUUGGCAAAAUAUAAUGAUCCAGAACUGUUCCAGGAAACCAAUAGAAAAUGUACAGAAUUACUAACAGUUCUUUCUGAGACUGAGGAGUUGGUAAAAUACGUCACGAUACUGGAAAGUAUUGAUAUUCACAUGCUUUGCUUACCAGUUAAAAGUGAAAAAUGGCCUGGCUCUUUAAUUCAGUGUUGGCUUGAGGUUAAAUUAACUGGAGAUCCAGGAGCUGAUACUUCUACUUUGGCUGAUCAACUUCAAAUAUUUCAAAAGUUGAAAGGUUUUAGUGACUCAAGACUAUUUGCAGAACUUAUAAGGGGAAGUUUUCUUGCUUUAUAUAAUGGUAAUCAAACCCCUCAUGAGAGCCAGUGGGGUGCAUUUACUUUUUUAAAAGUUCCUCACAUACUGCAAGAGAUGCCAGGAAAACAUGAUAGUACGUGUAUUGUUAAAGCAAUAGAGUUGCUUUUACAGCAUAGCCCACUAUUGGAUGCAAUGGAUGCUAACAGUUCUUGUUCCAGUUUAAAGUGCUUACUAGAUGAGCUGGCAAAACUAAGGUUAAUCAAUGAGUCACAAGUUAAGGAACUUUUAGAAAAGAGAAAAGUACCAACAACAUUAAAAUUAGAUAGCAGCCCUAGCACUGGUAUUCCAAAAGUCAUUAUUUGUGCAGAGUCUACUUUAUCUGGAAUAUUAAAAACUCUUUCUACUGAUUAUCAUAAAAUACAGGAUGCUAUAUUGGGCAUGCUACACCAAGUGCUAACAGGAAAGAGCUUUGAGCUUAUACUAGCAGUUGCUUGCAGCUCUGGUCAAUUAAAAGCGCUGGUGACAAGAUUAAUUCGUUUUAACGAAUGCUCUAAAAUGGGUCAGGAUAAAGCCAGAAUGCAGCUGUUUGAUAUCAGUUUUGUUAUGCUGAUUUCUAUUGUACAAAAUUAUGGAGCCUCAGCUGUUCUCGACCCUAAUGGAGAAUCAUUAAUUGACCAAUGGGUGCAUGAAUGCAUGGUAGAUCGACACAAACCAAAAGCUUCAACUCAAUUACUUUCCAUGUGUGAUCCUGUAAUUGUAGAAUCUUUAAUUCAGCAGUUCAAUUCCGGAGAUAACGACUUAAAACCAAAUAUGAAACUUAAGGAUAUUUUGUUUAAUAUGCCGGGAGUUAUGCAUGAAGUUCUGGUUGCUUGGGAGCAAGGUGCCUUGGCUCCUUCAGAUGUAAAAAGAAUUUUAGAUGCAGUUAGGGGUAAAAUGUGCUGCCUCCCUAUAGCCGCUGCUACUUAUCUUUGCUCCUAUAUGAGGACAGCUCCACAAGAAACACUAUUAAAGCCAAUUAAUAUGGUCCAACAGUUGUUAGCUACACCUGCCACUGAAGAAGAUAGUUUAAGGGACCGUUGGCAAUUAACUUGCGAAAUAAUUCGCAAAAUGCAACGGGACAUCCAGUUGCCAACAACUAAAAGUACUCACCAUUUAGUAUCGAGAUCACCAGCAACCGAAUGGCUUCACAGCACAUGGAACUGUGGAAUCACCAAAGGUUGGCUCGAUCAUAAUUCAGCCAGGAUUUUACAUUGUCUGCUUGAUACUGCUGGGCCUAGAUGGCUUGUUAAUGCUGUUAUUCAGGAGCUGUUGAAGCUUAGAUAUAAAGAUCAAUUACAACGUGGGGUUGACCUCGCAUUAGCAAUAUUUCAUGUGGAUAUUGUUGCCUGUACCACUGAACUUUUAUCUCAUAUUCUUCCACAAUUGUUGUAUGUGGAUGUUCAGUCAUAUACAUUGAUGGAACCGCAACUAUCUUCACUGGCAUAUCUUACGUGCUAUUGUGUGUAUACGGCAUGGGAUUUUGUGGCCGAGGAGAGAGACGAAGAACCUCCACAAAAAAUGCCCAGGCUAGACAAUCCAGAGCAACAAACCCCAGACACCCCAGCAAAAAGACUCGUCUGUAGUCUGCUGCAGCUACUAUUCAUGUUUGAAAAAAUGCAAGAAGGUGGCAUAACUCCCCAAACAUACUUUAUUUUUAAUCUGAUUAAGGCCUUGGUAGAAGUUAAGAUACAAUCUGCCAAUUCGAUUCUGACUUAUAUACCGCCCUCCUUAAUAUCAGACUUGUUAAAAACGUUGCCGGACUUAUUCAGUUAUUCGAUGCUGUUACAUUUACAUGAUGUUUGUAGCACGUCUGGUCGAAUUAAUAUGGCUAAAGAUAUUUGUAUUUUGAGGAAUUAUAAGUUAAGGAGUGUAAAUAAUAUUUUGACUAGAUAGUUCAGUGAGUGUAAUUGUUAGGGAGGUUGGUUUUACAACCGCAAACUUUUAAUUAACUUAAUUUAGUAUUUUUUGUAUACUAUCUAUUUUUAUGGAUAUUUAAUUAAUAUAUGGAAAAAUAUAAUAUAGAAAA